Messenger RNA from Gymnodraco acuticeps, 1967 nucleotides. RefSeq lists its product as uncharacterized. The record is from RefSeq and is a predicted model, not a curated record. The transcript is spliced from 10 exons. Lineage: Eukaryota; Metazoa; Chordata; Actinopteri; Perciformes; Bathydraconidae. Bases 52 to 1773 code for a protein of 573 amino acids.
CCCAGUCGGAGGAAAGCUCCUCGUGUUGAUGCUCCUGACACUGACUGUGAGAUGGUCUUUGCUCCAGAGACUGUUGAGUGUUUUCUACAAGAUCUCCAGCUAUCACUAAGCGAUGCCUCUGGUGAUGAGCUAGAAACAUCUGCUCCAACAGCUCCUCCUGUGGCUUCUUUAGACUGGGGCACAAGAAAAAGUCUCUUUUUAGAGAGGUGGAAGACUGAGAGGCCCCGUCUGAUUAACAGCACAGCAGCACAAGAAAAUGUUGCAAACCGUAUCUGCCAACAGUGUGGGAGCAAUCCAGCUGCUGUCCGUUGUCGUGACUGCCGACCACGCCCUUUCCUCUGUGCUGAAUGUGAUGUUAGCAUGCACACCAGACAAGUACUUCACAACAGAGAUGCCAUGACAGCUGGAUUCUUCCAGCCAUUACCUCCAACAACUUUUGUUGCUGACAAGGCUCUUUCCCAUUGUGUUCGGCUUAUGCCUGUAGAAAUGCCUGAGAAAAUCUGUGGAUGCUCAACAGUGUCCUUAAGGGUCAACCCAGGAAAGGUUGUUGCUGUGGUCACAAUUAAUGGAAGACACGAUCUCAGCAUGCCUGAGUUGAGUUGUCACACAUGUGAUGCCACUUGGGCUGCUGGAUUGGACGAUCUUAUCCAGAGUGGCUACUGGCCUGCAACACUUCACUUCUCUACAAUUUAUGAAACAGAUGUGUUUUAUUCAUUUGAAGAGAUGAAGAUGGCCGCACCAGGACUUUCCUGCCAGGCAUUUUUAAGAAUGCUGGAUCAAAGAACUUUCCGCUUUGGCCGUUCUGGGAAGAUCUCAGCAGGCAACUUUCAGCAAAGUUUUUUUGAGUGGGAGGCUGUCCGAUUUGAGGUGGAAAACAUCUGCAAAGAGGAGAGCUUCAUCUGUCCUGCAUGCACCCCGGAUAUGCUUGCGGUUUCAGUGGAUGGAAACCGUAAGCACUACCGCUUCAAGCAUGCAGCUAGAUCCGAGGAAAAGGCCACAUUUGAAGGCGUCUUCAUUGCCAAGGAUGAAGAAGUGACACGAUUUGUGGACUAUAUCCACAGGACAACUAAACAUGUCUCUGGAAGAGGUGUUUGUGGAGGGGAGUGGUCCGCAGCCAGAGAGACUUCCCAAAGAUCCACCAGCAAGGUAGACGAGGAGGGCCUGGAGCUUGCGGUGUGUCGCCAUGGAGUACUGCUCUGUGCACUGAAUAUGUACAGGGGAGAAAUAUUUGCCUAUCCCUUGUACUUGCAAGAAAAGCUGGCCAGCAGGAAUAUCACUUUUUUUUGUAUGGAUGUCACAUGUACAUUUUGGCCCUACCUUAAAAAAGUUACAAAGAGCUGCCCAGAGCUUCAGCACCUUCUCCAGAUGAGGCCCUUCCUCUCGGUAUUUCAUGCCAAAGCCCAUGAUUUCAAAUGCGAGGUGAAAUGGAGUGGGGCGUAUCAGGAGGGGGCUGGCUUAACACUCGGAGAGGAAGUGGAACAGUGCAAUGCCUUUCUCUCUAGGAUUGCUGUAACAACCAAACACAUGACAAAAGCAGGACGCACAGACAUGCUUACUCUCAUGGCCAUGCGCUGGAAUCAGCAAAAAUUCAGAAAUUUGGCAACCUCACUGUGUCACCGAUAUCAGAAGACCACCAAAGUUCUGCAAAACCAGUUGCAGAACUUGGAGACCAUGAAAGUGCAAAUGGCAGUGACAGAGAGCAAAUUGGAAGACUGGGUCAAUGAUGUCAAGGAGUGGGCAGAAGGUAAGGGAGGCUAUGGCGCAGUGGCCUAGUGCGUUGGUGUUGGGAUCAGGGGGUCACAGGUUCAAACCCUGAGACACUUCACCCCAAAUUGCUCCCGUGGGGAUUGUCCACAGUAUUGAGUAUGUAAGUCGCUUUGGAUAAAAGUGUCUAACAAGUGACAUGUCAUGUACUGAGGAAAUGAUUAACAUAUAUGACUUUAGAAAAAGUAACGCCCUUCUGCAAU